UACGUUCUCUCGCUGACAAAGGCAAAUGAAGCCAUGUUUUUGCCGUGGAAUAAAUAACAUUUAAAACCCUUUUUAAGAGACUUGCAGCUUUCGAAUGGAAGGUUGUUGAAUUGAAUAGGCUCAUUCUGCAACCAGAUCUGGAUAUUUUGUUUUUGGAUAUGUAUAACAGUUAUUGAAGAGGCAUUGGGAAUAUUGCGGACACAUUUCUUGACUGUCAAUAGAAUUUUACUUCUCAUACAGAAGGGAAAAAAGCAGAAUUUAGAGCAGGGAGAGGCUUGAAAGGAACACCUUCUUCUUAAGAAAAUGAAUUUCGAGGCAGGCUCCUGAAUCAGAGGUGGACGCGUGGAGAAAGGAUCAGCAGUUGUGAAACAAAAAGCCUACACAGCAGACACUGCAAGAUGAACCUAGACAGUGAUGACAAGAGAACACGCACACGAUCAAAGGGAAUUAGAGUGCCUGUAGAACUCAUAGGACAAGAAUUAAGCUGCCCCACCCUUGGAUGCAAUGGCUCAGGUCAUGUCAGUGGAAAAUAUGCAAGACACAGAAGUUUACAGAGUUGCCCGUUGGCCAAGAAAAGGAAACACCAGGAUGUAGACUCAGAUCAGCCUUCAUCAAAAAGGAAGUCCCACCCCCUGAGGUUGGCUUUGGAUGAGGGGUACAAUGUGGACAGCGACGGUAGUGACGAAUCAGAGGUCAGGGAAGAUUCCUCAGCCGACGAAUCACAGGAGGCCUUGGAGGACGAGCACGAGGAAGAAGAUGACAAAGAAGAGAGCGAAGAGGCAGCACGAGAAUGCAUGGCAGCAGAAUCAUCCAAUGCUGGACAAUCUCAAGAGGAAGACUCGCCCGAGGCACCCGUUAGUAAUCAAAGGGAAGACUACACAUGCUAUCAUGAAAUGGUGGCCAGUUCCCUUCUCAACCUGGGUCAAAUUGCAGAAAACACAGUGGAAACAACAGAGGAAUCUCUGCUCACAGCUGGAAUGGACGUAGUAUGUGAAACAGAGAACAUUGAUAGGUGCAGCGAGGUGGAAACACAGGCCGAAACAGUGGUUCAUGAAGAUGAUGAUGAAGAGGAUGACGAAGAAGAUGCUACAGAAAUUAGGGAGGCGACAGAAGAAGCCCAGAACUUGAUCAGGACAGUAGAAAUACAUCAGGAACCAGAGGAGGAGGAGGAGGAGGAGGAAGAGGAGGAGGAGGAGGAGGAAGAAGAAGAAGAUGAAGAUGAGGAUGUGGAGGCCAGCGAGGCUUGUAUGACACAGAAAGACAACACAGAUCACCAGUACUUCAGUGGGGGCUUCACGAGGUUCAGAACAGUAGAGCAUGAGGCAGACGGUCCAUCAUCAGAAAUCCAGUGCGAGGAGACACUUGGAGAAGAAGAUGAAGAGGAGGAGGAUGAAGAGGAGGAGGAGGAGGAGGAGGAGGAGGAGGAGGAGGAAGUUACAGAUGCUCAGGGAUCUCACGCAGAAACAGAAACUGAACUGGAGCUCCAGUCCCAGCUCGAGGACUCCUGUCCGAAGACCACAUCCUCGGUGGUGAUCGAGGUCCGAUCGGAAGAGUCUGACAAAGACGACGAGGAUAACGACGACGAUGACACUCUUUCUCAGAAGUCGGCCGUCACGGAUGAGUCUGAGAUAUAUGACAUGACGAGAGGGAACCUCGGUCUUCUAGAGCAGGCCAUUGCGCUAAAGGCUGAGCAGGUGAAGAUGAUGCGGGAAGCAGGCAGGAUGCCAGGGGAACAACUUCGCUAUUUCCACAUAGAGGACAGGCAAGGAAAGCCUAUGGAUUCUAUGAGAAAGAAUUACUUUAAUAAAGACCCCUCAAGGUCUGAGAAGAGAGAGAUUAAGUGCCCGACCCCAGGGUGUGAUGGGACUGGUCAUGUGACUGGAUUGUACCCUCACCAUCGCAGUCUGUCCGGCUGCCCACACAAAGACAGGAUACCACCAGAGAUCCUGGCGAUGCACGAGAAUGUUCUCAAGUGUCCCACGGCAGGGUGCACGGGGCAGGGUCACGUCAACAGCAACCGCAACACUCACAGGAGCUUGUCCGGAUGUCCUAUUGCCGCAGCUGAAAAACUGUCUAAAACCCAUGAGAAACAGCCAAUCCCUCAGCAUGCCUCUGAGCUCCCUAAAGGCAGCCCUAAUUCAGACAGAGUACUCAGGCCUAUGUGCUUUGUAAAGCAAUUAGAGAUUCCUCAGUUUGGCAGCUACAGACCCAAUGUUCAACCUGCAACCCCUCGUGCCAACCUGGCUAAGGAACUUGAGAAGUACUCCAAGGUCUCUUUCGAUUAUGCAAGUUUUGAUGUUCAGGUCUUUGGCAAACGUAUGCUUGCCCCAAAGAUUGCGACCACUGAAAUCUCACCAAAAGCCUUUAAAUCUAAACCAUUCCCCAAGGCGUCCUCCCCAAGCCACAGCCUGUCUGGUAGUUAUGCGAAGAGCACCACCUCCUCUUCCUCCUCCAGCGGCUACGACUACUCCCACGACGCAGAGGCGGCGCACAUGGCCGCCACCGCCAUCCUGAACCUGUCCACACGCUGCUGGGAAAUGCCUGAGAAUCUCAGCACAAAACAGCAGGACCUCGCCAGCAAGAGCAUGGACAUCGAGGUGGAUGAGAACGGCACCCUGGACCUCAGCAUGAAAAAGCACAGUAAGAGCUUGUCGUGCCUGAGCCCGGGGGUCAGAUCACCAGAGCAGUCCCAGAACCAGAGCUGCAGCCCCAGCAGCAGUGCGAUGACCUCACCACAGUCCAGCCACGCCUCCAAACAGGAGGAGUGGGAGGGGCCUAUCGACUACACCAAACCCAACAGGCAGCGCGAGGAGGACUUAGAGGAGAUGGAGCCCGCAGCCCACUCGUUCGUCUCCUCAGAACCGGAGGACUGUGAAAUGAUCCAAGAGAGCUUGGAAGACAGGAAGUACCCGGGAGAGGUCACCACAACAAGCUUCAAAAUGAAAUACCAGAGCAAGGACAGCAAGAAGGAACUUCUAUUGUGCCCAACCCCUGGUUGUGAUGGCAGUGGUCACAUCACUGGAAACUAUGCAUCACACCGCAGCCUGUCUGGUUGUCCUCUUGCUGACAAGAGUCUCAGAUCCCUCAUGGCUGCCCAUUCUGCCGAGCUCAAGUGCCCAACUCCAGGCUGUGACGGUUCCGGUCAUAUCACAGGGAACUACUCAUCCCACAGAAGUUUGUCUGGCUGCCCCCGUGCCAAGAAAGGUGGAAUAAAAACAACUCCUACCAAGGACGACAAGGAGGAUCCCGAGCUCUUAAAAUGCCCAGUUCCAGGAUGUGACGGCUUGGGUCACAUCAGCGGGAAGUACGCCUCCCACCGCAGUGCCUCCGGCUGCCCAUUGGCUGCCCGCAGACAGAAGGAAGGGCUUCUCAACGGCGCUCCCUUUCCCUGGAAAUCCCUCCGAACAGAAGGACCAGCCUGCCCAACGCCAGGGUGCGACGGCUCAGGUCACGCUAAUGGCAGCUUCCUUACACACCGAAGUCUCUCAGGCUGUCCCAGGGCCUCUUUUGCUAUAAAGAAGACAAAGUUCCCAGGGGAUGAAUAUCUCACCACAAAAUUCAGGGCCAGUGACGUUCUCGACAAUGAUGAAGACAUUAAACAGUUAAACAAGGAGAUCAGCGAGCUCAACGAAUCCAACACUGAGAUGGAAGCGGACAUGGUCAAUCUGCAGACGCAGAUUUCCUCAAUGGAAAAGAAUCUGAAGAACAUCGAAGAUGAGAACAAAAUCAUUGAGGAGCAGAAUGAGGCUUUGUUUAUGGAGCUGUCAGGCCUGAGUCAGGCCCUCGUUCGCAGCCUGGCCAACAUUCGCCUUCCACACAUGCAGGAGCCAAUCACUGAGCAGAAUUUUGAUUCCUAUGUGAACACGUUGACGGAUAUGUACACCAAUAAGGAGUGCUACCAGAACCCGGAGAACAAGGCACUGCUGGAGACUAUUAAGCAGGCUGUGAAGGGUAUCAAAGUGUAAAUGAGAGACAACCAACGACUACAACAAAACAAAAAGAAAAGGGCAUUCAGGUUUUAAAUGGCAAUGUACUUCAUCCCAGGGAGCAUUCAGCAAAACCAGGACCAAAAUACAAGCCUGCUGCUGCCAGGUUUGAUAGGACGAAAGGAUCCGAACACAUUUGUUUUCUUUUUUCCCAGCUUUGACACUCAGCACUUCAGGCUUUGAAGUUAAAUGAUCAGGAUCAAAUGGAUUAGCAGGAUAAAGAAAACACUGCUUAAAAAGAUGUUUUGUCAUAUUCAAUAUAUUCAAUAUAUCUGUCGUUGGAUAUGACAAUCAGCUCAAUUAUUUGUGUGAAUAAUCGAUGGCUUUUUCUGAUCAAACCAAUACAAGAAUUUAAAUAAACAAACAAAAACGAAAGCUGUUGAAUCCUGCAACGGCCAUUUGAUGCUUGAUAUCUGCUUUAACAGGCACCACUGAUGAAUAAUUCUACCGAGAUCAAGGUGGAAUGUUAUUGUAAUAAGUGUGGUGGCAAUCAUCUUACAAAAAAGAAAGGAACAGCAAAGUUCUUGGUCAAGGCACUGUUGGACUUGUAUCUAAUGUGGCAUCACUACUCUGGAAUUCAGACUAGUUUCAUGAACCUGUAGAGAACAGGUUCCACCACAAACUGACUCAAUAACUUAGAGGACACUUCCUACCAGAGGAUGACAAAGUAAAAGUACUGCGGACACAGCUGAUGCCACUUCUGUUUUUUCUGCUUAAAGAAACUUAAAAAAAAAGUCUAUAAUGUAAAUAAAUUCCAAUGUCAUCUAGUAAUAUUUAUAGUAUUUAUGAGCAUAGAAAUUGCACUUCAUUUCAUUAACUAGUUUGUAGUUCAGUUAUUAGUAUUGUUAUAUAAAUUAUUUAAUUUGAAUCCGAGAAGGUUUAAAAUGUAAUUUAUUCCCAACAUUUUAUGUUAAAUUGAUUAUUUAUUUAACCUUGCCUAUUUAUUAUUUUUUGUAAAACAAAAUGCAACUCGACCAGUAAGCAUUUUUAAACAACCAUUUAAAGCUGACAAUAUAUAUGUCUUAGAAAUGAGCGUUUCAAAAAAAAUAACUAUUUAAAUAAGAUAUCAACCACAAUGAAUUAUUUUAUAUAUUUUAUUAUUUAUUUUAAAGAAUGGGAUUUUUUAUCUUCUUUUUUUAAGUGCAAAUAUUUUAUAGCUGACAAGUUUUGAUAAUUUUUUAAGGCUUUCCUUUUGUUAAUAUUAUUUUUUCUUUUUUUUCCGAAAAAGUAUUUUUCAGACACCCAUGACCACUAAAUUGAAAUUAUGUAUUUAUUAUUAUUUAUUUAAUAUUUAAGAAAAAAUGAACAGUGAUAUUGUUGUAUAUUUAUUUUGUAAUGUCUGUGUGUAAUUGUGAUGGCUGAGUAAGCAUAGUCUUUAAACCUUUGUUGAUAUUUAAAUUAAAAAAAAUCAUGAUAAGCGAUACUGUACAAGAAAGUGUGUGAUUAUAGUAUUUUAAUAAUAUAUACCAACAGUUCUUCCUUUCAAGAUGUAAACCAAGUUACAUCCCAGAGCUGUAGUAUGCAGGUAUUUCCAUGAACAAAAAAAGCAUAUUCCUGUUCUCUGCCCCAUACUCCUGACUCUUACCUGAAACGAUAUAGGGAUCUGCUGUAUUCCCAAUGUUUCUUUUCUGAUGUUCAUGAUUCCAGAAGAUAUGUGAGUAAAUGGGUUUCCAUUUACCGUGUAUUCCUGUUUAAAUAACAGGACUGCAUAUAUAUAUAAAAAAAAAACUUUAUGGACAAAAAAAACCCUGUUCCUUUAGGGAUGGCUGACUCCUAAGAAUUCCUUCAAAGCGCACACCCUUCUAGCCUUAUUCUUUUGUGUUUGAUUUUCAAUGCACAAAGUGCCACUGCUGUCCAUUUAUUUUAACAGCUCUCAUUCAGCUUUGAUAUACUGUCCUUCCACCAGUGAGUGGAGAAUUGAUUACUGAUUGUUACGAAUGCCUUUUUUUCUUGCCUAGGUGGCCAUAAAUACAAUCUUGUGUACAAAAUAUAUAUACAUAUAUAUUUUUUUUUUUCCAGUGUUAUUGUUCCGUCAACUAUUAUUUUUUAGUAGCUCAGCAAAAAGGAAAUAAGCUGUUCAAAUAGGAGUUGUAUUCUUUAAGUGGUGAACCUUUCUCCAUAUUGUUUCAAUAAUAGUAAGGCCUUGUGGACUGUGACCUUAGCAAUUCUGGUAGCACAUUGAGAAUAAAACAUCUCUGUUCUGGUGUCAGUUCAUGUAAUAACAGUGUUUUGCCCUCUUCUGUGUUGUUAUAUGGAAACUGUGAGCGGUAUCACAUAGUUCUAACUUAGUUUAGUGGCCACUUUUCAUUGCUAAGACAGUGAACUUUAGCUUACGAUAAAACUGAGAUCACAUUCCUGCAUAUAAGUUUAAAAAAAAAAAAAAAGGAAUAGGGCUGUUUAUUGGUAUUUAAAUGUGUUUCAAAGUUGUUUAAUUUAUACAACCUUGUAUUGCUGUUUCUGCAAGACCUAUUGUUGGUAUAAAGACAAAUGAAAAAUACCUUGCUUUAAAAUGUGAAAAAUGCUUUGCGGCCAUGUUUAUGUACAGUGCUGCUGAUAGUGUUAAACGUUGAAACAGCAGGUACUGUACUUUAGCCAGUUAAAUAAAGAAUAAUAUCAUUUGAAGAUGCUGCGAUUGAGCUGGCGAGACUGAACGUUGCUGUUUGUUGUUCCAUUAUUAAACUUAGAGCAAUACUGUAUAGUUUGUGAAAAGGGCAAUGGAUGAAGGAAAACAGCGUGGGCUAGUUUACAGAAUCAAAAUGGAACGAGUUUCAGUUUACGAACUCUGCUUGUGAAAUCUGAUCCCUUUUCUUAUAACCCUCAAGAACCCCUUUUACAUAUUGUUAGAAUGCGCUCAAUAGUGUGUUGAUGCGGCUAGAAAUGUAAUUAUAGUUUCAAAAUACGCUUUCUUAUCAACAGAAAUAAAGAGAAAAGAAGCAGUCAAAUUGCUAUUAAGUUAUUCAGCAUUUUCAAGAAAUGUUAAGAGAUCAAUUAAAUAUCCCUGAGCAGGGCUGAUUCAGAGAUUAGUUCAGGCAAGGGUAUCACUGCCCCAAAUAAUGGGCCUGAUUUUAUGGGCCCUUAUGAAUCUAGCCGUGAGUGAAUAAAUGCUCCAGAACACUGACCUAAUUGUAUUGAUAUUUUUAACUGCUUUUAACUUGUAAAUUGCUCUACAGCAAAAUGUUGAAUUUACAGAUUUCUCCGUAGAAGAUACAAUUUUGAUACUCAGACCCAUAGUAACUAAUACAGUUUACUGUAUAUUUUACGAUAUAUAUAUUAGUAUUUUGUUUGUUUUGUCAGACUAUGAAUAUUUUAAUAUUUAUGAAAGUAUGAAAGGAACCAAGAGCAUAUGAUUUACUCUUGAAAACAAUAUGAAAAGUAAAAAACAAACUACCACUUCAGAACCUACCAUAAAAUAAUGCUGCUCACUUGCCCUUCUCAUUCUUCCUUUGAAUAAUGCCUUAGUCCAGGGGCUGGCAAAUCCAAGUCUUAGUAAAGCCUGGGGUUUGAUUUAACCCGAUCCUCAACAUUCAUUUGAAGUCUGCGCUGCUUUCAAUUGCACUGUGCAUGAAAGGCAGUACCUAAAGCUACCACGAAGGUCUGGGCCAAUUACCACAUGCAUGUCAGGCUGUAAUUAUAUAUUUCCAAAUUAAGAACUUAUUUAGGAGCUGGUUGGAGAACAUUUCUAGUUCUGUAAUUUUCCCAGGAAACUCACAAACCUCUCCCUGGUCAUGUUUCCAUCUAACCAAUCAAAUGUGUGCUUUACCGGGAUCAUACCUUAACCUGGCUGUGUUUCUGUGCUGUGAAUGGCUAUAGGCUUUCACCGUAAUGUCACACAAUCAAACACCUGUUCCCAUGCAAUUCUGCAUGAAUGGAAACAGAGGCUUCAAUAUGGGAACCUUGAGUGUGAUUUGUCAGAUGGAAACUACGCCUUACUCUUUGUGGCUCUAUAGGACUUGAGAUGCUUAUCCCUGCCUUUUUUUUCCUCUCAAAACUACAGUAUCAAACCGUCAAAAGAAAAUUGACGUCCGAAAGAAAACAGAGAAAGGCAUGUGUGGUAGAAUGGUACUUUCUAUUAAGCUAAUAUAACCAAAAUUUUAUGGUAGGUACUGUAGCUUAAAACUGUGUAACUGUAUCACUUGUGCCUUUCUCACACCAACACCUGUAGGCAUGAAGGAUACCGUAUGAGCUGUUUACAUUUGGGAACUGGGUUCAAAUCUAGCUCAGGAUGAAGUGAGUGAAAGCCAGACCCUCCUCGGGGUAUGUAAUGAAAAGUGUUGCUGCUAGGAAUGCAAAGAGUCCAGAAUUGUUUUAUGUUGAAUGCUUAGUUUGCUUUGGUAACACUUUCAUUUAAUUGCUGAAAAAUGAAACUGUGAUUUGAUACUAUAAUUCAGGUACCAAACUGCAUUUACAGUUAAUGUUUUAGACAAAUAAAGAAACAAAUAAAAGAUAAUGCCCAUUUCUAGGGCAUUAUGAUAAAACGAGUAAUAUACUCUGUAAAAAUUGUAUUAAAGAAUGUUGUUAUUGUAAUUGUAUAAGCGAUCUCUGCUACACACAGUAGUAGAGGGGGUUUAUGUGCAAUGAUUCAUACCGUCUGGGCUUGUUCUGCCACUCAUCACAUUUUUACCAAAUAUUUUAUGUUGGUGAUAAUGACCUUUGAAACUAAUAAUGUACUUCCACAAAUAUUGGUACUUCCGCAAAAACAGUUCAGCUGUGAAACAGUGGCAAAGUUUUUUAUUUAGCAAUGGAGUUUCUUUCUAAUCAUUUUCUAAAGCAGGUCAAGCCUUGGCUGUAUGGUUGCGGUCUCUGUUUUUGAAGUGAGCACUAUAGAUCCACACUGUUUGUGAAUUAAUGUCUGUGAAUCGGUGUAUCUGUAUCAGUGUUAUAAAGAUGGGAGCUCAUGUUGGAAGCUUGUUGGAGUAUGAUCCAUUUUAAUGUCGGCAACAAUUUAAAUAAAAAAUGAGUUGGUUUCAUUUA
Acipenser ruthenus (sterlet) is the source of this 8957-nucleotide messenger RNA. Its product is annotated as myelin transcription factor 1-like. The coding region runs from base 399 to 3965 and encodes 1188 amino acids. The record is from RefSeq and is a predicted model, not a curated record. The transcript is spliced from 23 exons. Gene Ontology annotation, cellular component: nucleus. Gene Ontology annotation, molecular function: RNA polymerase II cis-regulatory region sequence-specific DNA binding; DNA-binding transcription factor activity, RNA polymerase II-specific; zinc ion binding. NCBI's taxonomy places the organism in Eukaryota, Metazoa, Chordata, Actinopteri, Acipenseriformes, Acipenseridae. Gene Ontology annotation, biological process: regulation of transcription by RNA polymerase II.